AUGACGAACGACCACCAAGGGCCACAUUUGGUGGCAACUUCCCCUAUAUCCUAUGACAAAUACUUCAAUGGCACGCUCGAAAACAACCGACAGCAGACUACACUUACCGAGAAAGUUGAUGAGCGAGUUGUUCAAAUGCGAGAGCAAUGGGAGAAAUCCACGCGCAAAUAUCAAGACGCUUCGAGCGGUUACGCGCAGGUUGCUGUUUUGAUUGUCAAGUGGGCCGACCAUCUGGAUAACCUGAAUUGCAAAGAUGAGGUUGUGAGAAUCAACGGGCUCUUUCGCGACAGCUUUAAUUUCGAAACCAAAAUCGUCGAAUUGGAUAUCAAAAGAAAACCCGACCAUCAGCUUCACAGUGCAAUGAGUCUGUUCAUUGAAGAGUUCGACGGCGCAAAUAAUCUUUUGAUCAUUUACUACACCGGACAUGCUGCUUACAAUGAAGACUCACGCGAACUCGAGUUUUUUGCCUCGGACUCAGAGAAAGAUUUUAUCGAAGAUGCAGCAGAAAUCAAAGCCCGAGCCAAAUGGACAAGCGCGGAAAAGGGUAUUCUGGACGGACCUUUGGAAGCUGACGCAUUGGCUAUUCUGGAUACUUGUUAUGCAAGUAAUGCCGACAGUAAAGGUGAUAAUUUAGGCGGCAGAGCAUAUCAGCUACUUGCCGCAACUGGUUUGGACAAGCAGACAAAUGCUCCAGGGCCGAAGUCAUUCACCACAGCAUUCAUCCAGUCAGCCAAAGAAUGCCUGGAAGAAAAAGGUACCUUCAGCUUAUGGGGAAUUUGUAACCGUAUCAACCGGAGACCCGAAAGGCGGAAUGAGCCGUCACACUUCUACGACCGUAUGAAACACUAUGAUCGACAAAUAUUUCUGACUCCACUCGCAAAAGACAAGACGAAACGGGAAGAAGAAAAGAAAAGGAUCAAUCAGCGCCCCAGUGCCGCAUUCCUAGUGUUGGAGUUUGGUCUCGAAAAGAAGUAUUUAGAUGGAAAAGAGAUCGAGGCCACGGUUAAACACCUUACAGACGCAUACAAGACAUCUAAGCUAGGAACUCAGAAUAUUCGCUGGUUGGGCUACAGGCCCCGGAGGACGUUGAGUCAGACAGUAGGACCUGCCAUGCUAUUGGGAAAAUGGCGCCGACAGACCUUGUCACGCGCCAGCCAAAAGCCAUUGACAUUUGGAAGCCCUGUCAACCAGGCCGAUGAGAGGACUGUAAUAAUGGAAGAGGCAGCGCAAGAUUUACUCAAAGAGAAGGAGAAUGAUGGAACCGGACUCCACGACCAUGAUCGCCAUUUAUUUCACGCGGAAAUCAGUCUUGAGGGACCCUGCGACAAGAUCAUCAACCACACGGCGGACCCUUUCAACAAGCAGUCAGCUCGUCGAAACAGUGCCGCAAACUCCUCCAGUCAACGGUCAACACGUCAGAAUAGUCUGGCGGAACCAGAAAGCCAGCACGUGACUGGCCCGGACGGGCUCAUGAAAGCCAUACCGCCUACUGACGUGAAUCGGCCACUGUCUGAUAAAAUGGUAUAUUUCGGUGUUGUUAUAGCCUUGACCGUCCUAGUUAUAAAAGGAGACCCUGUUGGUUUUGUGGCAGCGGCAUUCUUAUGGCAAACUGUGAAUACGUUGCUGGGAAGGUUGUAUUCUGGGUUUGGUCGGGGUUCUCAUGGUUUUUCGUAG
Aplosporella prunicola CBS 121167 is the source of this 1674-nucleotide messenger RNA. RefSeq lists its product as uncharacterized. The transcript has 3 exons. Bases 1 to 1674 code for a protein of 557 amino acids. Lineage: Eukaryota; Fungi; Ascomycota; Dothideomycetes; Botryosphaeriales; Aplosporellaceae. The record is from RefSeq and is a predicted model, not a curated record.